CAUGUAACGUUACACACUCUCUCCAUCUCAGCUCCACAGAUUUCUAUAUCUUUCACACAAAGCUUCUUUCUCUCUCUCUCUUAUCUCUCUCUCUCUUAUCUCUCUAACUCACCCGCCGCCUUCACCUCCGUUCAUGGCGUCUUUACCGUCGGGUCUCGCCAACGGUGCUUCCAACGGUUUUCAUUUUACUUCUGGUGACAUCCUUUGUUCCUACGAGGACAACAAUACCAACGACUGCUCUUCUAACGGCAUUUACAUCGAUCCCGCCAAGGAUUUUCAUGCAUCAAGGAUGGCAAAAACAUCCAUAGUUCCUGCUACUGCCUAUAGUUCGUCUGAAGAUUCUUUGAGCCAGGAUGUGAUUGCCUCUGUUGAGAAGACUAUGAGAACAUGUACCGAUAACCUUCUGCGGUUUCUUGAGGGAAUCAGUUCAAGGCUGUCAAACUUGGAAUUAUAUUGUUACAAUCUUGACAAAUCAAUUGGAGCAAUGCGAUCUGAUUUAAAUAGUGAUCGUGAAGAGGCAGAUUCAAAACUCAAAUCUCUUGAUAAACACCUUCAGGAAGUACACAGGUCUGUGCAAAUUUUGAGAGACAAGCAAGAGCUGGCUGAGACUCAGAAAGAAUUAGCCAAGCUUCAGCUUAUUCGUAAAGAAUCAUCUUCCUCAAGUCAUACACAGUCUAAUGAGGAGAGAUCUUCACCUUCUUCCAUUGAUCCAAGAAGAAUUGAUAAUGCAUCUGACACACAGAACCUAGAGUUAGCUCUUGUCUUACCUCAUCAAGUUGCCCUCCGGCAACAGCCCGUGUCAUCUUCCCAUCAAGUGCCAGCUCCAAAUGUCGGCCAAGCCACUCAACAACCUCAUCAUUACCUGAUGCCGCCUACCCCUUCCAAUCCACAUGCUUGGAAUCAAUAUUUGCCGUCUGAUUCACACUAUCGAAUUCCACCAUCAACAUCAUCGUCUCUGGUAACACAAUCCCCACCCAGUCAACAAUUAUCUCAGUAUCAGCAGCUACAGCACCAAGAAUUGCAAUGGCCUCAACAGCUACCACAGCAGGUGGAUGUGCUAACUCCACAUCCACCCUCAAUCCAGUCUCAAGUAAGACCCCCUUUAACCAAUGUUUAUACUCCUUAUUCUACAAGCCAAGCUACAAAUCAUCUUCCGCCACGGAACAGCAUGCCGAUGCAACUCUCUUAUUCAGGGAUUCCAAUUCAAGUACCCAGCCAUGGUGAUGUUCAACCACAUGGAUACAGUGGAGCUGGUGGAACAGUUCCCCCCCAACAACCUAUGCUCCAGCACAUGAAGGGCUCUUUUUCAGCACAGCCAGGGGAUGUGUAUGGAACUAGCGGGAUCUACACCACUCAUCCUCCUGCUAGUUCCUUCACGGUGUAUGAUAGUGAGAAUGCAAGAUCACAUUAUCCGUCACAACCUUCUCAUACUGCUCAAGGUGGAUAUCCUCCAACUAGUGCUUCCCUUCACAACGCUGCACCACAGAAUUUUAUGGUUGAGAGCUCUAGCCAGUCACAAUUUCUUCGAAUCAAUCCCAACAAUGAUCACGUGAUAAGCACGAUCCAGAGGGGAUGGUUAGGGUGAAGUACCUCUACUGCAUAUACCGUUUGAACAAUGGUGUGCACCAAAUUUGGUUUGAACAAUGUAAUCCACCAGGUCCUGUGCGAACAAUAUGGUCAAGGACCGGGAUGCUCUGUUCAGACUCUCAAAACAUUGCGUGUUUUAUUAUGCAUGUUAUACUAAACUUUGAUGUAAUGUGCACGGUAUAUAUAACGUGUUUUAGAAAUCAGGAUUAUUAUACUAGAUUUAAUGUUGAUUCCGUUAAUGGAAUUAUACGAAUCCAUUUGUUCAUAAAGAAGUCAAAUUGUUCGAAA
Messenger RNA from Vigna angularis (adzuki bean), 1875 nucleotides. RefSeq lists its product as uncharacterized. Lineage: Eukaryota; Viridiplantae; Streptophyta; Magnoliopsida; Fabales; Fabaceae. The record is from RefSeq and is a predicted model, not a curated record. Bases 134 to 1585 code for a protein of 483 amino acids. The transcript has 3 exons.